Molecule: messenger RNA, 1149 nt
Organism: Polychytrium aggregatum
Lineage: Eukaryota; Fungi; Chytridiomycota; Chytridiomycetes; Polychytriales
Exons: 1
Coding region: 1-1149 (382 amino acids)
Source: RefSeq, a predicted model, not a curated record
AUGGAAGUCGACGGCGACGAUAAUCCGGCAUCCGCGCUGGCGAGUGAUUCGGCGCCCCUCGAUACCACCAGGAUCUUUGGCGAUCUGAUCCGCACGGUCCGCCAGGGCCGCCAGUUGCACGAGAUGCGGCAACAGCCCGAAUCGAGCCGGGACGAGGAGCGCAUCAAUAAGCUCGCAGAUGACUUUCAAAAGUUGCUCGACGGCGUACUGGUUCAGCUGGGCCAAUACCUGUAUCAAAGGUGUUGGAUCACGUUCUCGACGACACUGGUUCAGCAGCAGACCUCGCCGGUGGCUGGAAAGUACCCGCCCGAGAUUGUCGAGUGUGUCGAUCGACUCUACAGGCUUAUCGUCGCCGCCGGAGCCUCGCCUGCUCCGAUGAUCCCAGUCCAGCUCCACCCCAAGCAUGAUCUCGAUGAGAUGGCCGGCCUGAUUCGCCAGCAUCAACACAAAUGCUCACCCGAGCCGUUCACGAAGCAGAUACUGACUCCUCUGCAAGUACAGCGCAACAAUCUGCUUCAGAGGGUUCUGAGAGCGACGCAAACCCUUCGGGCGCAAAACGACGCAGCCGAAGCCGCCGUUGAAUCCCUCGACAAGGAGCUUCAGGCUGCCCUGAGGCGCAAACGAGCCAUCGACGCAAAGGCGGCCCAAGCGUCAACCCGCCCGACUUCGUUACAGGAGCAGUGGGAUUCUGUCAAAUCCGGUGUGCAUCGUCAAACCACGCAGAUCAGGAGAGAAUGCAGCGAUGCCAUCGCGCUCUGGUCCAAGCCGCCCAACACCGCCAACGACAACGACGACCUUAUCCUCCUGGACGAAUGCGGGCAGAUCCAAGACGGCAUCGACCGUGCCCAAAUGAUUGUCAUGAGCAACGAUUCAGAGACCGGAGCAACCUACCCGGGCCUCCCCGGCCUGCUCUGGACUCAUGAAGGGCCAAAGGGCGACCCAGCCAGCUACGACAACAAGCUGCGGUGGCUGAUGCUCUAUGGGCUCCUCCGGCUGCUGAUCCGAGACCAGUUUCUGUUCAAGCCGUCCGAUCCGAAUAUCCCGCCGCUGGGUCCAUCAGAGGAGCUCCAACGGAGCCUUGUCCAUAUCAUCAAUUCGCUGAUCAUCGACGCGCUGAAACUGGAUGACUUUGCUUCGAUGGUAGAGUAG